This is a messenger RNA of Penicillium digitatum Pd1, 594 nucleotides long. RefSeq lists its product as uncharacterized. The record is from RefSeq and is a predicted model, not a curated record. Lineage: Eukaryota; Fungi; Ascomycota; Eurotiomycetes; Eurotiales; Aspergillaceae.
AUGCCCGAACGCAAGCGAUCAACCCGAUCAGGAAAGGCCUCCAGCGGAACAUCCAACAACCAUUUUACCACUGAGCGCUCGGUUGGUGGCGAGCGUCGUUCGAUUCGCCACUAUCACGAUGGUCGAGUAUCGCAGCGUGAGACUCCUGUCCCUGGCCCUGUUCAAAAACUAAUACAGAGUAAACUCACUACAAGAAUAGACAGUACUAGCGCUAGCACUGUCUUCAACGCCAAAGCUGUAUGCAAGCCCAAGGAACCGGAAUAUCAACCCCCCACUCCAGCUGAGAUUGAGAGGCUCGCCGGUGCGGUUACUAACCUCUUCCACCCAGAACGCACUAAGCCAUUUGAUAAGCCUCCCCUGCAGAUAGAAAGCCCGCAGUCCUGGAGUUCUGACGGCUCCUAUGGUAUGAUUACCCCACCAUUCCCUGUAGCGUCUCCUACUCCUGAAGAUUCGCCUGAGUUGAUGAGCACGGAGGUUUUCCCCCUUCCCGUGACUGUCAACCCAGAUACCUCGGAUGAGGAUUCUAAUACAAUUUCAAAACAGUGGGGCCAGAUGGGCGGGAAGAACCGUGGACAUUCAGAUAUUUACAAUUGA